Messenger RNA from Mytilus trossulus (common blue mussel), 6531 nucleotides. RefSeq names its product sulfhydryl oxidase 1-like. Bases 122 to 2062 code for a protein of 646 amino acids. Gene Ontology annotation, biological process: protein folding. Gene Ontology annotation, molecular function: protein disulfide isomerase activity; flavin-dependent sulfhydryl oxidase activity. Gene Ontology annotation, cellular component: Golgi membrane. The transcript is spliced from 10 exons. The record is from RefSeq and is a predicted model, not a curated record. Lineage: Eukaryota; Metazoa; Mollusca; Bivalvia; Mytilida; Mytilidae.
AAUCCAUUCGGAAAUUUGUUGUCAAAAAAUGAAAAUUCGGAAGAUUUAUUGUGGCUGACGUGCAGAUAAUUUGCAAUCAAUCAAACCUUUUCAUACAACGUUGAAAAGCAAUGACGACAAUAUGUCUGUUUUCCUGUGGAUUUUACUCACUUUAGAAUUUACAAUAUGUUUAGGAGAUGAAGGACUUUAUAAAUCCAUCGAUGAUGUCGUUAUUUUAACAAACGAUUCGUUCUACCCGGCGGUGCUUGGUUCAGAAAACGCAUGGAUAAUUGAAUUUUACAACAGCUGGUGUGGCCAUUGUAUAAAUUUUGCUCCUAAGUGGAAAGAAUUUGCCACUAAUACAAAAGGAUGGCAGAAAGUAAUUUCAAUUGGAGCAGUUGAUUGUUCACAGAAUAAUAACAUACCACUAUGUAGAAAUUAUGACAUACAAGGUUACCCAGCAAUAAUUUUUUUCCCACCUCAUGCUGAUGAAGCCUACAGAGGAGAGGCAAUCCACGAUCAGGAUACUGAUUCCAUUGGUAGACGGGUUAUAAACUAUGUAGGUCAGUUUGUAGGGGACAGUAAACCUCAGUCAUGGCCAGCAUUACAGCCUCUCAGUACUGUAGAGCAGAUUUGGGAAGAAUCUAAAGAUAUACAUAAACAUGUCAUUUUACUGUUUGAACAUGAAGAGUCUUAUAUUGGAAGACAGGUAAUUCUAGAUUUAUGCCAGUAUCAACAUUUGUUGAUAAGGACAGUUACCAAUCAAAACAUUGUAAAGUUUGGAGUGACACAUUUACCAUCAUUAUUCUUACUCCAUGGUGAUGGAAGGUUUGAACAUAUAGCCAAAGGAGUUGAUGACCGUGAAACCAUUGUAGAGAUUAUUAAAAAGCUUAUAGGUGUUGACCAUGAUAAUAAUGCAGAGAAACUAGAAGGUCCUAAGAUUGCAGAACAUACUGUUAAGAUGCAAACAAAGGCAAUUACUAAUGGGACAGUUGUAUAUAUGUCAGAUUUAGAGUCAGCUCUAUCCUACAGCUUCAGACAAGAAAUAGCUAUACAGAAAUCUAUUGAUGGAAAGGCUUUGCAGGCUCUGAAAGAUUUCAUCAAAGUUCUUACAAAGUAUUUCCCCGCUGAAGAGUAUCUGAAGAAAUUUUUACUGAGAAUAAAGACUUGGAUUGACACUGUAUCGUCAGGACUUACAGGUGAAGUCUGGGUGUAUUAUAUAGACAGUUUACAGUCUGUAGAUACAUAUUUACCAGAAAAGAUCAGCUGGAUUGGCUGUAAAGGGAGUGAACCGAGAUACAGAGGUUACCCAUGUUCAAUGUGGACUCUGUUUCAUACACUAACUGCUAAUGCUUACAUAGUUGGGAAAAACAGUCCAAAAUUUCUCUAUGCAGAAGUUAUCAAUGCAAUUACAGACUAUAUGAAAUAUUUCUUUGGCUGCAAAGAAUGUGUCAACAAUUUUCUGAAAAUGGCAGAUAAAAGACAGAUUUCGUCAGCCUCCGACCAAGUCCUGUGGUUAUGGAACGCUCAUAACAAAGCCAAUAAAAGACUCCAUGGUGACCAAUCAGAGGAUCCGUUACAUCCAAAGAUUAUGUUUCCGUCAGAAAGAGUUUGUCAAAAGUGCAGAAAAGGGAUUGAAAAAGAGGGUAGUAAUCGAGAGUGGGAUAAAAAUGAAGUUUUAAAAUUUAUAGUGAAAAUGUACGAUAAAGAAAACAUUGUGAAAAAUUCUUCUGCUUUCAACACUGAAAGUGAUGUAAAAAAAUCUCGAGUUGAUUUAGAUUGGUGGGAAAGGAUGCAAAGAAGUAAAGACUUAGAAAAAAUCAAAGAUAUAAGACAGAUGAAAAGACAGAAACUGGAAGACAAAAUUAAAUUGUCUGGCAAUCAUUUACCUGUCUCUAAAAAAUUGGCAAAUAGUAAAUAUCAAGUGGAAGAGAAACUGAAAUAUCCGUCAGGUUUAAGUAGAGGUGAUAUGAACAUGUGUGUAUUGUUUUAUGGUUUGUGUAUAGCAAUUAUAGGUGUGUUGUAUUACCAUUUUGUAAGAAGAAGGAAAAUGAAUCCAUGUAAUGGCUGCUCUAAUCCUUAACCUUAUGUUAAAUUAGAAAAAAAUAAUUUGUUUAAAUUUAAGUGUUUAGGGAAAAUGUGUGUCCUACUAGUACUGUUCUUAAAAAAGUGAGAGAAAGUAAAGGAGGAAAAGGGGUGAGAAAUCCAUAUUUUGCAUUUGAAAAUAAUUUUGGGUUUUUUCUUGGUUAGAGAGAGACAUUAAUGUUCAUUUGAUAACCACUGACAAUAUUUUAUUAAUUGACCAAGAAAACUGAGGAGAAAUUAGUGUAUACUGUUAAUUUAUUUUCCUUGGUACUACCAUGACUACAGCUAGCUUUCAUUAAUUGAGUAAAAAUCGGUUAUUAAAAACUGUAUAGAAAAUUUUGGGCUUUGUUAAACACCUAAUUGUAAAGUAUAACUAUUACCCAAAACUUACCCAAAACUUUCAGUUUCUCUGGAAUAAUAAAUAAUCCACGGUCACUUCAGGAUUAAGUGCAAUAUAUUUAUUGAUUUUAAGGGUACCCUAAAGAAGAAAUUGUGUUUGACUGUGGAUUCCUUUAUUUUUCAUGAGGAACAGUUUUUCAUUGAUUAAAAAAAAGUUUGAAAGUUUGUCAUGUUUGUACUUCUUUAAACAUUGAUUUUUGAAGUUUAUCUAUUUCAUGAAAUCCAUGGAAAUUGAUAUGUAUAUAAUAUAUCCAAUGAAUAAUAAUGAAUCAACAGUAUUUUAUUUUUAAAAUUAAUGGACCACAUCUGGGCAUUUGUAUAGAUGGAUAUGUUUUAUGGGGGAGAGGGGAAUGUUAAAAAAUACUUGAAAAAUAAGAUGUUUUACAUGGCUUUAAUCAGUAUAACAUUCCAAAAACUUUAGGCAUUGCCAUUUGAAUGUAUGAUUUUUAUACGUAUGUAUGACUUUUGAAUGAAGAUUGAAUCUUUUACAAUUUGUCUUAUUUUAUUUAAGGCCUAUUUUACAUUCAAAUUUUAAUGUUGAAAAAUGGACUGACAUUGCAUACAGUCAGUCCUCCAUAAAUAUUCAUAAUAUGAAGGAAUUUAUUUGAUAUCAUUAUGUAACAUUUAAGUGUAAAUGUUUAUCCUAUUUUCAGUAGAUUUACAUCAUAAAUUAUAAGUCAUGUUUUGUUGUGUUAAAAUUACCCUCUUUUAUGGAUAAAUAAGUAUACUGAAAACAUUUUUUUGUGAAGGGGACAAGCUGAUUCAAUGAAAAUCUACUUGAAAUGACUUUGAAAUUUCGAUUUUUUCUGAAAUUUCACGUUUGAAUGAAAAAUAUAUAGUUAAGACACAAGAUUAUGAAUAUUUAUAAGGUACUGUGUUUACAUCAACCUAAAAACUAUUUGAUAAAUGAUGUAUAUAGUUCCUUUAGUGCUUUAACUUGCCAUAGUGAGGAGAAGAAAAAACUCUGUUUUGAGUCCUAACAUUCAGAAAAUGUCCAAAUUAUAUGCCAGAUCUAUUUCUAAGGUAAAUAUCAAUUUCAUAUUUAAGAAAAUAAAGCAGCUAAUGAGAAAUAAUUAGAAAUGCAUCAUUAAAAAGCAUUGUGAUUGGUUGAAAAUGUCUUAAUCCAAAGAUAUCCAACCAAGGGCAUGGUGCUGUUUAAAUUCCAUGUUAGUGUAUAAUAUGUUAUAGUGAACCAAUAUUUUUUAUGCAAUGUUUUUGUCAAUUUUGCUAAAAUAAGGGAAUGGUAUAACAAUGAUGAGCAAAGAAAUUUUAUUUUUAUUGAAAUGACUUGCUCCAGUUCACCAAGAAAUUUCAGUAUAACAAGUUAUUUUAUGUAUAGAAUUUCAUGGGCUUUUUAUAGAGUCUCAAACAUAACAUAUUAAUACAUUACACACUUUGUCUAUUAAAAUGGUGCAGGAAUACAGGAAAGAUUAUUUAUUAGUAAACAACAUCACAAGGAUGCUUGUAAUUUUCCCAUCAAUGAUAGGACUUAAAACAAAUGUAUUAAUUAAAACUGUAACAAUAUCAUUGCCAAAACAAACUUAUACAAAAUAGAAACCUACGCCAUGUAUAAUUGUUUUAGUUGUAAUUGAACCAAUAUUGUAUUAAAAUGCUAUGUUUGUAUGAAUAUUUUUGUCAUGUGUAAAUUUGUUGUAAAUGUCUAAACUGCUCACUAGAAAGAUUCGUUUAAUUGAGAAUACAUUUCUGAUUUUGAAUGUUAAAUUGAAAUUGCAACAUUGGAAAGUGAUAAUUUCAGACUACAUUAAAUUCAUGAAAGGACAGACAGAACAUUUGGCCAGUAAAAUGGCAAUGCUUUAUCUGACUGACCUAAAACAGUUAGACCAGUAAAAUUCAUGAUUAGGCAGAGAGAAUUACCAGUUUUUCUGAAAACUUGUUUAAUUUACAUGGGCAAAAUUUGUCUAACCCACAAUAAAAUUGUCCAAUUUUUCUUACAGUCUAGCAUAAUAUUUAGAAGUCUGGGAUCCUUAGUAUCAUUCAGUUUAAAAACAUUCCUCAGAAAAAUCUCUUUUCAAAUAUUUCAUCAAGAAUUUAUAACCAAACAGUAACACAAAAUUUAUGGGAAAGAAGAAGAACUUCAUUUGAAUGACUGUCUUCUAUAAUUGUGUAAUAUUUGAAAUAUUUUUUUGAGUUUUGUUCAGUAAUACAUUUUUUGCACUAGUUAAAAUUCACCCUACAGAAUGCCUGCAGAAUGGACUUGACAGAGAUUGUGUAAUAUUGUAUUUUAGUAGAUUUAAAAAAAAAAUUCUGGUUGACUCCCUCUGCAGUUGUAUACUAUGUUACUACUUAAUUGUUUUUAAGAUCAAUUCUCAUUGUAUUUUAUCACCAAGCAAUAAUUAGUUUGAUUAACAUCCAAAUAAAUAAAGGCCAUCUAUCAGAUUUUCAGAUUUUUUUCCAAAACAGAAUAUAUAGCAUAUGUUAUACAUGUAGUGCUAAGUAUUUAUUUAAUUUUCUCUUGUUUAGUUGUGAAAUUUAAAAAAAACAAACAUAUAUGGUCAUAUGUUUAAAAAUGCAUAUCAGGGAUAUUUUAAAGGAAUAUUUAUUAAUUAAAAUCAAAUGCAUUAAUAUUUGGCUUUUGAAUAAACCAUUUUGAAAGGUGGACAUUUAUUUUUAAAGCACAUUGUUCUUUUGAAAACAAUCUUUUUGUAAAGCAGUGCAGAAUGUUGAAAGAUUUUGCUGCACAAGUUUAAGAUAGAUUUCAUAAUAUAAUUUUAAAAACUUGAAAACUUCAUUGAAAAUUCUGAAAAAAAGAAAUUUCAAUUUGAUGUGUUGAAUUACAAAGGCAUUGCUUACUGUGUGUUCAGGAACUGAUAAUUUAUAUUUUAAGAAUAUUGUCCAUCUGAUUGAUGUUGCUUACAUGUUAUGCCUGCUUUAAUUGAAUGUUUAGUAUAUGUCUUUUGUUAUAGUAUUUUAUCAGCAAUAAUCAAAUGCAUUGUGCACAUAUCACCUCCUUGUUAUUUAUUUUUGGGAAAGGGUUUUUAGUCAUAGUAGCUCUUUCACUAUCACCUGGUGUUUUUCAUUCAAUAACUUAUUAUUUAGUAUUCAUCUGGAGAUUUUUGAGUUAAUCAAUGAGUCUAAAAUUUUGAAUAUUUGUACAAAACAUAAAGUAUUAUAAGUCAAUUUAUGGGUUAAUUUAAAUUUCUGAAAAUUAGGCUUGAAGAAAUUAGUUAGUAUUUAAUUGGUUGAAGGACCCACAUCUGUCAACAUUUGUUCCUGAAAAUCUUCUUCUACUCAUAAUGUAAACUUAUCUGAUAAGGCCUAUUUAAGAACUAGUAAUUAUUAAAAAUCCUUAAUAACCAUGGUAUGUCCUACUACAUCUGCAUUUGAGCAUCUUUUAGUCAUGCUCUAUGUACUACAAAGUUUAAAUGUUAAGUUUUCUGAUUUAUGUAUGUUAUGAAGAUGUAUUCAUGAUGUGUCAUUGCAAUAUGUCUGUUGUAUUAGAAACUUGAAUUAGUUUGAUCAUCUGCUGAAUUCAUUUCUGAAAGGUGGAUCUCUGUAUUAAGACUUUAAAGCUUUAUUUGAUAAUAUAUAAGAGAAAUCUGUCAUUUUAUUUGACAUAAAUGUUGCAGGAUUUGAAGAAAAUAGAAAUAAAUCUUUGCUGAAGUACAAUGUAGCUUGAGGUUACUAGAAACAAAUUUAGCUUUUUAUAUUAUGAAAAUGUUUUAAAUUGUUUCACUGUUUUUUUUAUUUUACACAAUUAUUUCACUGUACUUUUAUUUUACACAAUUAUUUCACUGUUAUAGAACUUUUACACAAUAUUUUUAAUUUUAACAGAUUGGAGUUGUGAAAUUCUCUUUGUUUAAAAAAUACAUCUUUUAGCAUUACUACAUGCACAAGCAGGUAUCAAUUUGAAAAAUUUCCUAACAAAGGGUAUUGAAGAAUAACAGAUGUUCAAUUAAACAUCUAUCUCAUGGAUCAUUGUUAUUUUUUAAAAACAAACAGUGUGUCAUUUAUAUCUGUAUACCUGUAAUAUCAGGUUUAUCGCCUUAAAGUUUGGGAUUCUUUUUGCAUCUAUAUCUAUUUAUUGUUAAACAUAGUGGGGAAUAUAUA